AUGCUCUCUAAGGCUCUCCAAAGGGGUAUUGCUAGGGCUUUCAGCACCACUGCUAAGAAGGAAGCUCCUAAGACUGUUAAGGCCAAUGGUCAAGUAUCUUAGGUUAUCGGUGCCGUCGUCGAUGUCCAAUUCGAAGGUGAAUUACCUUAAAUCUUGAACGCAUUAGAAGUUCAAGGAACUUAACAUAGAUUGGUUUUGGAAGUUGCUUAACACUUGGGUGACUCUAGAGUCAGAACAAUUGCUAUGGACAGUACUGAAGGUUUGGUCAGAGGUUAGCCCGUCGUUGAUACUGGUUUACCCAUUUCCGUCCCUGUCGGUCCUGGUACUCUUGGUCGUAUCAUGAACGUUAUUGGUGAACCCAUCGAUUAAAGAGGUCCCAUUAAGGCUGCUAAGCUCUAUCCUAUCCACAGAGAUGCUCCCUCUUUCACUGAUUAAGCUACUUCUGCUGAAAUUUUGGUUACUGGUAUUAAGGUCGUCGAUUUAUUGGCUCCUUACGCUAGAGGUGGUAAGAUUGGUCUUUUCGGUGGUGCUGGUGUCGGUAAGACUGUGCUCAUUCAAGAACUUAUCAACAACGUUGCUAAGCAUCACGGUGGUUACUCCGUCUUCGCUGGUGUCGGUGAAAGAACCAGAGAAGGUAACGAUCUCUAUCAUGAAAUGAUGGACUCUAAGGUCAUCAGUGUUAAGGAAGGUGAAUCCAGAUGUGCCCUCAUCUUCGGUUAAAUGAACGAACCCCCAGGUGCCAGAGCUAGAGUCGGUUUAACUGGUCUUACCGUCGCUGAAUAUUUCAGAGAUGAAGAAGGUAAGGAUGUCUUGCUUUUCGUCGACAAUAUCUUCAGAUUCACUCAAGCCUGUUCUGAAGUGUCUGCCUUGUUGGGUCGUAUUCCUUCUGCUGUCGGUUAUCAACCUACCCUCGCUACCGAUUUGGGUGCUUUAUAAGAAAGAAUUACCACCACCCAAAAGGGUUCCAUUACUUCCGUCCAAGCUAUUUACGUACCUGCUGAUGAUUUGACCGAUCCCGCUCCCGCUACUACAUUCGCUCACUUGGAUGCUACUACUGUGCUUAACAGAGGUUUGACCGAAUUAGGUAUCUAUCCUGCCGUCGAUCCUUUGGAUUCUACCUCCAGAAUGUUAGACCCCAUCACCAUUGGUGAAGAACAUUACACUGUUGCAAGAGGUGUCUAAAAGUUACUCCAAGAUUACAAGUCACUUCAAGAUAUUAUUGCCAUUUUGGGUGUUGAUGAUCUUUCUGAAGAAGAUAAGCUCGUCGUCGCCAGAGCUAGAAAGGUCCAAAAGUUCCUUUCUCAACCUUUCUUCAUGUCUGAAGUUUUCUCUGGUAUUCCCGGUAGAUUCGUUAACCUUAAAUAAAAUAUCGCUUCUUUCAAGGCUCUCUUGGAAGGUGCUGGUGAUGAAUAUCCUGAAAGUUGUUUCUACAUGAAGGGUGACCUCGAAGAAUCUUUGGCUGCUGGUAGAGCUGAUGCCUUAAAGUCUAAGUGA
Molecule: messenger RNA, 1494 nt
Organism: Tetrahymena thermophila SB210
Lineage: Eukaryota; Ciliophora; Oligohymenophorea; Hymenostomatida; Tetrahymenidae
Product: ATP synthase F1, beta subunit
Exons: 4
Biological process (GO): proton transmembrane transport; proton motive force-driven mitochondrial ATP synthesis
Molecular function (GO): ATP binding; ATP hydrolysis activity; proton-transporting ATP synthase activity, rotational mechanism
Source: RefSeq, a predicted model, not a curated record